GCUUUUCCUGUAUGCAGGCCAUGCUAUGAAUAUGAAAGGAAGGAUGGGAAUCAGUCUUGUCCUCAAUGUAAAACCCGAUACAAAAGGCACAAAGGAAGUCCUGCAGUUGUUGGAGAUAGAGAGGAAGAUGUUGCUGCUGCUGAUGGUGCUAGUGACUAUGAGUCAGAAAGCCAAAGCCAAAGCCAAAAGAAGAUUUCAGAGCGCAUGUUGAGCUGGCACAUGAAAUAUGGGCACUCAGAGGAGGUCGGUGCUCCAAAGUAUGAUAAAGAGGUUCCUCACAACCACAUUCCUUUGCUAACCAGUGGACAAGAGGUCUCAGGAGAAUUGUCAGCUGCCUCACCUGAGAGGCUCUCGAUGGCAUCUCCUGGAAUUGGUGGUGGCAAACGGGUCCAUAAUCUGACAUAUUCAUCAGAUAUUAAUCAAUCACCAAAUAUUCGGGGCAUGGAUGCAGGAAUGGGUAAUGUGGCAUGGAAAGAAAGAGUUGAUGGCUGGAAGAUGAAGCAGGAAAAGAAUGCUGCUCCAAUGAGCACUGGCCAGGCUGCUUCUGAAAGAGGAGCGGGAGAUAUUGAUGCCAGUACUGAUGUGCUUAUGGAUGAUUCCUUGCUGAAUGAUGAAGCUCGACAACCGCUUUCAAGGAAGGUUUCUAUCCCAUCAUCUAGGAUUAAUCCAUACCGUAUGGUCAUUGUUCUGCGGCUGGUUAUCCUCUGCAUUUUCUUGCAUUACCGUAUAACGAAUCCUGUGCCCAAUGCAUAUGCAUUGUGGUUGAUAUCAGUCAUAUGUGAGAUCUGGUUUGCCAUAUCUUGGAUUUUGGAUCAGUUCCCCAAGUGGCUCCCUGUGAACCGUGAAACAUAUCUUGACAGGCUCUCACUCAGGUAUGAACCGGAAGGAGAACCAUCACAACUAGCAGCUGUUGACAUUUUUGUCAGUACUGUUGACCCAUUAAAGGAGCCCCCACUUGUGACUGCCAAUACCGUGCUAUCUAUUCUUGCAGUCGAUUACCCAGUUGAUAAGGUCUCCUGCUAUGUGUCUGACGAUGGUGCUGCUAUGUUGACAUUUGAAGCUCUGGCUGAGACGUCAGAGUUUGCAAGGAAAUGGGUUCCUUUUUGCAAGAAGUACAGCAUCGAACCCCGGGCUCCAGAGUGGUACUUUGCCCUGAAGGUUGACUACUUGAAGGAUAAGGUCCAUCCGUCAUUUGUCAAAGAACGUAGAGCCAUGAAGAGAGAAUAUGAAGAAUUCAAAGUUCGUAUUAAUGGAUUUGUUGCAAAGGCACAGAAGGUUCCUGAAGAAGGAUGGGUAAUGCAAGAUGGCACUCCAUGGCCUGGAAACAACACUAGAGACCAUCCAGGAAUGAUCCAGGUGUUUUUGGGCCAAAGCGGAGGACUUGACACAGAGGGUAAUGAGUUACCUCGCUUAGUCUAUGUUUCUCGUGAAAAGCGUCCAGGUUUUCAACAUCACAAGAAGGCCGGUGCCAUGAAUGCGCUGGUUCGUGUAUCAGCCGUUCUUACUAAUGGUCCUUUCUUAUUGAAUCUUGAUUGUGAUCACUACAUAAACAACAGCAAGGCCCUGAGGGAAGCGAUGUGUUUCAUGAUGGAUCCCAACCUUGGGAAAAAUGUUUGCUAUGUCCAGUUCCCUCAAAGGUUUGAUGGUAUUGAUAGGAAUGAUCGAUAUGCCAAUCGUAACACCGUUUUCUUUGAUAUAAACUUGAGAGGUUUGGAUGGCAUUCAAGGACCUGUGUAUGUCGGUACUGGAUGUGUCUUCAAUAGAACGGCCUUGUAUGGAUAUGAACCUCCCGUCAAACCCAAGCAUAAGAAACCCGGGUUGCUGUCUUCACUCUGUGGUGGAAGUCGAAAGAAGAAGUCUAAAUCUAGCAAGAAAGGCUCAGACAAGAAAAAAUCUGGCAAAAACGUUGACCCAACUGUGCCCAUCUUCAACCUGGAAGAUAUAGAAGAAGGAGUCGAAGGGGCUGGAUUUGAUGAUGAGAAGACACUACUUAUGUCACAAAUGAGCCUUGAGAAAAGGUUUGGUCAAUCUGCUGUUUUUGUUGCGUCUACGCUUAUGGAGAAUGGUGGUGUUCCUCAGUCUGCAACCCCAGAAACUCUGCUUAAGGAGGCUAUCCAUGUUAUCAGCUGUGGUUAUGAGGACAAGUCAGAAUGGGGAACUGAGAUAGGAUGGAUCUAUGGUUCAGUCACAGAAGAUAUUCUCACUGGAUUUAAGAUGCAUGCUCGUGGCUGGCGAUCUAUUUACUGCAUCCCCAAGCUUCCAGCAUUUAAAGGUUCAGCUCCUAUCAAUCUUUCAGAUCGUCUGAACCAAGUGCUUCGAUGGGCUCUGGGUUCUGUGGAAAUUCUUCUCAGUAGACACUGUCCCAUCUGGUAUGGUUACAGUGGAAGGCUCAAAUGGCUUGAGAGGUUCGCUUAUGUCAACACCACAAUCUAUCCAAUCACUUCCAUUCCCCUCCUCAUGUACUGUACCUUGCCAGCCGUCUGUCUUCUCACAAAUAAAUUCAUUAUCCCACAGAUUAGCAACAUUGCAAGUAUAUGGUUUAUCUCCCUCUUUCUUUCCAUUGCAACGGGUAUCCUGGAGAUGAGGUGGAGUGGUGUUGGAAUCGACGAGUGGUGGAGAAAUGAGCAGUUUUGGGUCAUCGGUGGUGUCUCCGCCCAUCUAUUCGCCGUGUUCCAAGGUUUACUCAAAGUUCUCGCCGGAAUUGACACAAACUUCACCGUCACCUCCAAGGCAUCAGAUGAAGAAGGCGACUUUGCUGAACUCUACAUGUUCAAAUGGACCACCCUCCUCAUCCCACCCACCACCCUCAUCAUCAUCAACCUCGUCGGAGUCGUCGCCGGCAUCUCCUACGCCAUUAACAGUGGCUACCAGUCGUGGGGCCCACUCUUUGGCAAGCUUUUCUUCGCGUUCUGGGUCAUCAUCCAUCUCUACCCUUUCCUCAAAGGUCUCAUGGGAAGGCAGAACCGCACGCCAACCAUUGUUGUGGUCUGGUCCAUCCUGCUUGCCUCCAUCUUCUCUUUGUUAUGGGUCCGGAUCGACCCGUUCACGACCCGAGUCACCGGUCCUGAUUCAGAGCAAUGUGGAAUCAACUGCUAG
This is a messenger RNA of Neltuma alba, 3096 nucleotides long. RefSeq names its product cellulose synthase A catalytic subunit 3 [UDP-forming]-like. Gene Ontology annotation, cellular component: membrane. Lineage: Eukaryota; Viridiplantae; Streptophyta; Magnoliopsida; Fabales; Fabaceae. The record is from RefSeq and is a predicted model, not a curated record. Gene Ontology annotation, molecular function: cellulose synthase (UDP-forming) activity. Gene Ontology annotation, biological process: cellulose biosynthetic process.